Scomber scombrus (Atlantic mackerel) is the source of this 1860-nucleotide messenger RNA. RefSeq names its product cytosolic phospholipase A2 gamma-like. Gene Ontology annotation, molecular function: calcium ion binding; calcium-dependent phospholipid binding. The transcript is spliced from 14 exons. The record is from RefSeq and is a predicted model, not a curated record. Gene Ontology annotation, biological process: glycerophospholipid catabolic process. The coding region runs from base 1 to 1860 and encodes 619 amino acids. NCBI's taxonomy places the organism in Eukaryota, Metazoa, Chordata, Actinopteri, Scombriformes, Scombridae. Gene Ontology annotation, cellular component: cytosol; nuclear envelope; nucleoplasm.
AUGCCGUGCAGGAAUGUCAGCUGGGUUGCUGGUCUGGUCUGUGCUUUCAUCAUGAUGUUAGGACCUAUGGGACAAACUGUGGACAAAAUGAGGAACCCGGCAACAGUCACACAGGAAGAGAUGCUCAGUGAAGCGUGGACACCAAUAUCUGCACCCAACACGGAGAUGGUUUCACAGUUUGCUCUUAAGCAUUUUGUCCACCAGUCCCUGUCAUUGUCUGCUGGGGAGAAAGAGAUUAUCAAGAAGAGGAAACCGAUCAUUCUGAAGGCACUCAAGAGGCUGAACAUCAUGACUAACCUGGAUUGGGUCCCCCACAUCGCCUUGUUGGGGUCAGGUGGGGGUCAGAGGGCAGCUGUGUCACUAUUGGGUUCCCUCUAUCAGAUGGAAAAGGAAGGUCUGCUGGAUACUGUGCUCUACCUGGGAGGAGUUUCUGGUUCUGCCUGGUCCAUGACCUCCCUGUACAGUGACCCUCAGUGGAGCGCUAACAUAGACAGAGCAGUGUCCAGGCUGUCAGGUCCUUGGGUCGGGCUGGAGGAGGCUUUCACCUGGCUGACUAAGAGAUCCGAAGAGGAGCACUUCUCUCUCUCUGAUAUCGGGGGCGUCACGACCUCUGCUGUGAUCAUGAAACAGUUGAACAAUCAAAGUCUUUCCAAGGAUGGAAUAAAAGCCACCAAUCCAUAUCCCAUCUACAACACAGUGGACAAGAACUGCCUGAAGUACGGCCCUGAGAAAGGUAGAUGGUUUGAGAUAACCCCCCAUGAGGCUGGAUUCACAGAUUUGGGUCUCUUCAUUAACACGACUCACCUGAACAGCAGAAGCCAAGGAAUCGACAAUGUCUGGCUGCAAGGUGUAGUGGGCAGCGCUAUAGCAGAUGAAUCAACACUGAAAGACUAUUUUCCUGACUGGCUGAAAGGUGUGGCGGGCAUUGUAGCUACUGAUGAAAACAACCUAUUGGAUUUGAUCAUUCUCUGGACUGAAGUACCAAAGCAGGUCAACAAUUUCUGGACCGUCUUGGACUUGUACAUGCGUGGCUGCCACAGUCUUUUGACGCUAACAGAAAUGAUUAAAAAAAUCACAAAGGAUCCAGCUGUUCUAUCUGUCCUGGACAACAUGCAGGAAACACUGAAAGAACACCUAAACUACAACCCUACUGCAUGGUUUAGAUCGAAGAGCAGAAAAGAAAGAAAGUUGGUCCUUGAACAGUGGCGUCUGAAAAUGUUGGAACCCUUAAAGAAAUGGACACAGAGUCUGGAUGAAGGACCUUUUAAAGACAAUGUCUCUUGGUUGACCGAGAAAGUCUUCCCACUGAUUGGAAAAUGGAAAUGGGGAACAACGAAAAACUUCCUCCACCAAUACCCAGAUGCUGUGGUGCCGUCUUGCAUCCGACUUGAGAAGCACCUGCAGCUGAUAGACGCUGGUUCGAUGCUCUCCAUGCCCUAUCCUCCUUUCCUGGGAGAAAAGCGAGACGCUGACCUCCUCAUCGCUCUGGACUACACCUCUUACCACCCCUUCACGACACUGACUCUUGCCAGAGACUACGCAGCCAAGAUGAAGAAGCCUUUCCCAGAGAUAGAUGACAAAAUCCUGCAGGAGAAAGAUUGGCCGAAAGACUGCUAUGUGUUCGAGGGAAAAGACAAUCAGCCGACUAUCGUUUACAUGCCGCUCUUCAAUAGACGGAACUGCAAAGAUGCAGAGGAUUUAAAAGCAAAGAUGGAGGAGUUCACCAGCUUCCAGCUUCCAUACAACCAGAAAAAGAUUGAGUUUUUGUUGGAGACAGCAAAAGCCAACAUAAAGAACAACAAGGCAACUCUGGCUCUUGAGAUGUACAAGGCUACUGUCCGCCGAUACUACAAGAGGUAG